AUGAGCGCGGAGCUGGACGGGCUGUCGGUGCACUCCUCCUCCUCCUCGUCGGGCUCGCUGGUCGGCGGCGGGGCCGGCGCCGCGCCGCUGUCGGCCAACGUGCGGCGGCUGCACCAGGCGCUGACGGCGCUGCUGAGCGAGGCGGAGCGGGAGCGCUUCAUCCUCUGCCUCAACGCCUACCACGGCCGCCGCAACGUCUGCGACCUGGUGCGCUCCCUCCGCGCCCUCCUCGACGGGCCCCGCCGCCGGCAGCUCCUGCCGCUGCUCCGCCUCGUCCUGCCGCGCUCCGACCAGCUCCUCUUCGACCAGUACACCGCCGAGGGGCCCUACCUGCCGCCGCCCGGCCGGCCCCCGCCGGCCCCCGCCCCGCCGCCGGUGGUCCCCGGCGAGCUGCGGCAGGUGACCCUGCGGCGGAGCAAGGCCCACGAGGGCCUGGGCUUCAGCAUCCGCGGCGGGGCCGAGCACGGCGUCGGUAUCUACGUGUCCCUGGUGGAACCGGGCUCCCUGGCCGAGCGGGAGGGGCUGCGCGUCGGCGACCAGAUCCUGGGUGUCAACGGCAAGUCCUUGGACAGGGUGACCCACGCCGAGGCUGUCAAGGUACUGAAAGGCUGCAAGAAGCUGAACCUGUCUGUACAUUCGGUGGGACGCAUCCCAGGGGGCUAUGUCACCAACCACAUCUACACCUGGGUGGACCCACAGGGCCGGAGCGUGUCCCCGCCGAUGGGCCUGCCACACCACCAGAACAGCUCCCUCCGCAAGGACAGCGAAAAGAGGAGCCACCUCCAGCUCCUGCAAGAGGGAGAUGAGAAGAAGGUGAAUCUGGUCCUGAAUGAAGGGAAGUCCCUGGGCCUCAUGAUCCGAGGAGGGGCCGAAUAUUCCCUGGGCAUCUACAUCACCGGUGUAGAUAAAGGCUCUGAAGCAGAGAGCACUGGCUUAAAGGUAGGAGACCAGAUCCUGGAGGUGAACGGCAGGAGCUUCCUCAGCAUCCCCCACGAUGAGGCGGUGAAGCUGCUCAAGUCUUCCCGCCACCUCAUCAUGACGGUGAAGGACAUCGGGAGGCUGCCCCACGCCCGCACCACCGUGGACGAGACUAGGUGGAUAGCAAGCUCCCAGAUCGGAGAGACCCUCGUCAACUCAGCAGGGGCAGUGGGCGACCAUGCUGCGGAGGCGACAGCCAGGCCUGUAUUUUACCGGGGCCUGGCCGGCUCCCAGGUAACGCUGAGCAGCAUGGUGAACCAGACCCGAGUCAUGCUGGAGGAACAGGCACGGCACCUGCUGAAUGAACAGGAGCGGGCGACCAUGGGGUACUACCUUGAUGAGUAUAAGGAAGGCAACAUCUCUGUGGAUGCUCUGGUCAUGGCACUCUUCGAGCUACUCAAUACACAUGCUAAGUUCUCACUGCUUUCAGAGGUGCGGGGUGUGAUCUCCCCGCAAGACCUCGACCGCUUUGACAACCUGGUGCUGAAGAGAGAGAUCGAGUCCAUGAAGGCACGCCAGCCCUCAGGGCCCAGCAUCGGCACCGACUCCUACUCUGUGAUGUCCUACAGUGAUACCAUCUCUUCCUCCAGCAGCCACUUCACUGCCACAACUGUCAGCUCAGCCCGGAACACAUCAGAAUUGGAGGGAGGUGGAGACAGCCACCAAAGUAGCAUCAACACCCUGCCGGACAUCUCCCUGGAUGAUCUCUCCUCCUUCCCAGAUGAACCACCCAACUUCAAGCCUCCGCCUCCUCCUUCAGCCCCUCAGAUGCUGGACCCCUCUGCUGCCCAGCACAGGAACCCAGGGAAAGACAAGCCCAAGCGCCCUUCCUCCGAGUCCUCUCAGUCAGGCCUUUUCUUCGUGGCCCCCCGAAACCCCACGCACCCUCCUAGCCACCCCGAGAAGGACACAGUCAGCAUGACCUCCACUGCUACCACAUCCACCGAGGAGUCUGCCCCAAGUGCUAUCUAUGCUACCAUUUCCCCGGCCCUGCACAGCUCCAGGAGGCAAAUGGAUGCCCAGCUCUCCUUGGUCAGCCAGCACCCCAUCGGUCCCUUCCCUAGGGUCCAGUCCCCAACGAGGCUGAAGAACCCACCCCCAGAUGACCCUGCAGCCGGUGGGCUUCAGAGCCCCCCUUCCCCGUCCCCUCCUCCUCCCCCACCCCACCCGGCACCCCCUCCACCGGACAAGGGCAGCCCGCAGGCCAUGGCCAACCAGCAUUUCAUCAUGGUGGAGGUACACCAACCCAACAGCGAGCCCGACGUCAAUGAAGUGAGGCCCUUACCCCAGGCCAGAGCCUCCACGCUCUCCCAGCUGUCGGACAGCGGGCAGACCCUCAGCGAGGACAGCGGGGUGGACAUCGGGGAGGUCGAGAUGAGCGGCAAGGACAAGAGCCGGCAGCCGGUCCCUGGGAAAAGCCGAAGCCUCAAGGAGGCCACGAGGAGCGAGGGGGCAGCAGAAGGGCCCUCCAAGCCGCCGGGGCUCCUGGAGCCCACGUCGUGUCUGAUCCGAGUGUCCAAGAGCGCACCGACCUUGGGGAUCGCCAUCGAGGGUGGAGCAAACACGCGGCAGCCGCUGCCCCGCAUCGUCACCAUCCAGCGCGGGGGCUCGGCGCACAACUGCGGGAAGCUGAAGGUGGGCCACGUCAUUUUGGAGGUGAACGGCACGGGGCUACGGGGCAAAGAGCAUCGGGAAGCUGCCCGUAUCAUUGCUGAAGCCUUUAAGCUGAAGGAAAAGGACUACAUUGAUUUCUUGGUCACAGAAUUCAACGUCGCCCUUUAGGAACCCGAAUGGGUUUUGGGAGCGUAGCUUGGGACGGGGGGAGCACCCGAACGGGGAUGAAAGGCAGCGCCGAGGUGUGAAAGCAGCAUCCCACCACGCAGAGCCCUCGCCCGCUGUGCCAGCCCGCACGCGCAGACACCCCCAGCUUGUCCCCAAAUGUCCCCUCGCCCACCGCAGACUCUCACUGCCUGGGUAGGGCAGGCUGAGAACGGGCAGAAAUCAGUGCACGUCCUUUAACGUCUCCAUCCCUGUCCUCUCUGGGGUGGGGGGGGCUGCCCUUUGGGAACGCACUCUCCCCCCUCGGCCAGGCUGGGGAGCGGGGCAAGAGGACGGCAGAGGUCUGGGUGUCCCCGCUGUCAUUUUGAGUGCCACAUGCAGAGUGAGGUGGGCCCGUGGCUCAGGCUGGAGGGUUUUUCGGGUGGUUCCGGCUCCCUUGGGUGCUCGCCUGCUGUGCCCAGGCGGGUGGCAGGGGCCACGGGUGGGGAUGCAGAGAGAGCAACCGGAGGCCUUGUAAAUUGCUGGCAACGUCGUUGUAUUUAUAUAUACAGAGCUUGUGCUUUUAAUUUUUCAAUAAAUCUAUCAGGUUAGAAAAAGGC
Molecule: messenger RNA, 3356 nt
Organism: Gymnogyps californianus (California condor)
Lineage: Eukaryota; Metazoa; Chordata; Aves; Accipitriformes; Cathartidae
Gene: WHRN
Product: whirlin
Biological process (GO): sensory perception of sound; auditory receptor cell stereocilium organization
Cellular component (GO): photoreceptor inner segment; stereocilium tip; cilium
Molecular function (GO): protein binding
Source: RefSeq, a predicted model, not a curated record